Triplophysa dalaica is the source of this 2537-nucleotide messenger RNA. RefSeq names its product glutaminyl-tRNA synthetase 1 (gene qars1). The record is from RefSeq and is a predicted model, not a curated record. Lineage: Eukaryota; Metazoa; Chordata; Actinopteri; Cypriniformes; Nemacheilidae. Bases 49 to 2373 code for a protein of 774 amino acids. The transcript has 23 exons. Gene Ontology annotation, biological process: glutaminyl-tRNA aminoacylation; translation. Gene Ontology annotation, cellular component: cytosol; cytoplasm; aminoacyl-tRNA synthetase multienzyme complex. Gene Ontology annotation, molecular function: glutamine-tRNA ligase activity; ATP binding.
CGUAGAGUUGUAGGAAGCGCAGUAGUGUGCGUGCGCCUGGCAGCAGAAAUGGCGGACGUGGUGUCUCUCUUCAUGUCAAUUGGUCUUAGUGAACAGAAAGCGAAGGAAACUCAAAAGAAUGAGACCCUCUCUUCGAAUCUCAAGAAAGCUAUUGAACAGGCUGUAGGGCUGCUGGGGUCCGCCAGCAUUGAUAAGACUGCAGGCACUCUACUGUACAGUAUGGUGAGUCGACUCAAAGAUCCGAAUCGACUGUCCGUCCUCACAGAAUACAUCAUCAAACAAAAAAUAACCACCGAUCUGCAGCUGUCAGCUGCGUUGGACUUUAUGAAGAGUCAUCCUCAGGACCCUGUGGACUGGAAAGCGUUUGAGACGUUCUGUGGAGUUGGUGUGGUGGUCACACCUGAGCAGAUCGAGGAUGCGGUGGAGUCUAUCAUCAGGAAGUACAAGGGUCAGCUGUUGGUAGAAAGAUAUCGCUUCAACAUGGGCUUACUCAUGGGAGAGGCCAGAGCUGCUCUCAAAUGGGCUGAUGGCAAGAUUUUAAAGAAUGAAGUGGAUAUGCAGGUGUUGCAUCUUCUGGGUCCAAAAACCGAAGCAGACCUGGAGAAAAAGCCCAAGGCAGCCAAACCCAAAGCGGUUGAGAAAGACCUGAACCCGAAACAGGAUUCUGCUGUAAACGGUGACGGGAACACGGAGGGGAAAUCUUUGAUGGAGCAGCUGAGAGGUGAAGCUCUCAAGUUCCACAAGCCAGGAGAGAAUUACAAGACGGAGGGUUAUAUUUUGACCCCCAACACCAUGACAUUACUGAAGAAGCACUUGGAAACCACUCGUGGACAGGUCCGCACGCGUUUUCCUCCUGAGCCCAAUGGCAUUCUGCACAUUGGUCAUGCCAAAGCUAUUAACUUCAACUUUGGUUAUGCCAAGGCCAACAACGGCAUUUGCUUCCUGCGUUAUGACGACACAAACCCAGAGAAAGAGGAGGAGAAAUACUUUACCGCCAUCAAAGACAUGGUGGAGUGGCUUGGGUACCAACCAUAUGACAUCACGCACGCGUCAGAUAAUUUCCAGCGUCUCUACGAUCUUGCUGUCGAUCUCAUUCGCAGGGGUCAUGCGUACGUGUGCCACCAGCGUGGUGAGGAGCUGAAGGGUCACAAUGUCCCUCCCUCACCCUGGAGAGAUCGGCCUGUGGAGGAGUCUCUAAUCCUGUUUGAAAGGAUGAAGAAGGGCAUGUUUGCGGAGGGAGAGGUCACUCUCAGGAUGAAACUGGUCAUGGAAGAUGGAAAAAUGGACCCGGUGGCCUAUCGGAUCAAAUACACGCCACAUCACAGGACGGGAGAUACCUGGUGCAUAUACCCCACGUAUGACUACACACACUGUUUGUGUGACUCCAUUGAAGACAUUACACACUCUCUCUGCACCAAAGAGUUCCAGGCCAGGCGGUCGUCGUAUUUCUGGCUGUGCAACGCUCUUGAUGUGUACUGCCCUGUGCAGUGGGAAUACGGCCGACUCAACCUCACUUACACUGUCGUCUCCAAAAGAAAGAUCAUCAAACUGGUUGAAACUGGAGUUGUAAGGGAUUGGGACGAUCCACGUCUGUUCACCCUCACAGCUCUCCGGAGGCGUGGCUUCCCUCCACAAGCCAUCAACAAUUUCUGUGCCCGGGUGGGCGUGACAGUUUCACAGACCACCAUGGAGCCACACUUGCUUGAGGCGUGCGUCAGGGAUGUGCUUAAUGACACCGCUCCCCGCGUUAUGGCUGUGCUUGAGCCCCUUAAAGUCACCAUCACCAAUCUGCCUGCCAAUGCAAAGAAAGAGAUUCAGGUCCCAGACUUCCCUGCAAGUGAGUCCAAGGGCAGUCAUGUGGUUCCUUUCUCAAAGACUCUCUUUAUUGAGCAGAAUGACUUCAGGGAGGUGAUGGAGAAGGGCUAUAAGCGUCUGACUCCAGAUCAGCCGGUGGGCCUGAGACAUGCAGGAUACGUCAUUUCUGUGCAGCGUGUCAUCAAGGAUGGCAGUGGCAAAGUGUCUGAGUUGGAGGUGACGUGUGCCAGUUCAGACUCUGUGGACAAACCCAAAGCAUUUAUUCACUGGGUGAGCGAGCCUCUGCAAUGUGAAGUGCGCCUUUAUGAACGCCUCUUCCUCCAUAAAAACCCAGAGGACCCAGCAGAGGUCCCUGCAGGAUUCCUUUGUGACAUUAACCCUGAUUCUUUGGAUGUGGUUGAAAGUGCCUUAGUGGACCGGUCUGUGAGCACAGCCAAAGUGUUUGAUAAGUUUCAGUUUGAGAGACUGGGUUAUUUCUCUGUUGAUCCUGAUAGCACGCCAGAAAAGCUGGUGUUUAACCGGACUGUUACACUCAAGGAGGAUCCAGGAAAGAUAUGACUGCCAGAAAACAGCCAAAAGCAGAAAGUUGUGUGAGAUUUCCUAACCAGGGAAAUCAUCCAAAUACUAUAUGAAGCCUUUUUCACCAGUGUUCAACUGUUUUAUAAGUCUUUACACGCCGCUGAGUUCUGCCAAUGAAAUAUAAAAUAAAAUAUUUAAGUAAA